This is a messenger RNA of Mixia osmundae IAM 14324, 2309 nucleotides long. RefSeq lists its product as uncharacterized. NCBI's taxonomy places the organism in Eukaryota, Fungi, Basidiomycota, Mixiomycetes, Mixiales, Mixiaceae. The coding region runs from base 47 to 2242 and encodes 731 amino acids. The transcript has 2 exons. The record is from RefSeq and is a predicted model, not a curated record.
AGGCUGGCCGAUGACUAGACAGAGGUGAUGUAAAGGUAGACAUAGGAUGAUCUUGCGCCGAGCUCAGCGUCCGCGAUGGACAGCGAAUGGCGGCUUAUCCCAGCCAAGUCGCAGGGGGCAUAGUCACCUCUCGCGAUCUCAAAGAAGCUCGACACUCAAUCCAACCGAACGAGCCAACAGGGGCUGGGCACAUCAUGCGCUGCUCAACUUAGCUCUGGGUACACUGGCCCAGUUCCUCCUCGUGCCGCCAUCGAGCCAACGAUCCAUGUCGACAGUGACGGAGCACAGCGGCCAUGAGGACACGACGUUCGACAUGACGCCCAUGGCUUCGACGAGCGCCGUCACGCUCGAGAGCCACCGUGUCACGCUGAGAUUGACCCGUUCGCCUGUACGCGUGCCUGAGAAAAGGCCAACCUCGCCUGCACCCGCGCCGCUAGCCAUUAGCUCGAUGAAGGGCAAAGAGCCAGCGUCAAGUAAGACUGCACCGCCAGAGGAGCGGCGGAAGUUCCUGGCUCUCGAUCUCAGUACUUGGCAGUUGAAAGACAACGCAACAGUCUCACUCGCACUUGCUGACAGUCUGCACGAUCUGCACGCGCUAUCGGGCUCAGCACAGACUCUCGACAUUGCUUUAAACGAAAUGCUGCAAAACGACUCACUAGAUCCUGCAGAACAAGUCCAUAUCGUCCAGCUGGGCGUGCUCGUCUUGCAGGCAAAAGCUGUGUUGACACUCAGAGGCGUGGCGAUCGAAGACGGACCGCUUAGCCCUCCGACCGGACGCGCAUUGCUUAUGCUCGUCACCCAAUGCCUUCCCAGCAAGCUUUCGGCUGGACAACAAACUCUGGCGCUCGAGAAGCGCAUCAUCAAAGCUCAGAUAGAGUUACUGCUGCUUUCCAGUCUUGCCCAUCUGGACAGCCAGCUUGAGCGAGACAUGAGAGAUUGGCAAGAACACGCAGUGCGGUCAAUGAAGGAAGGCGACGCCUUGAAAUGCUACGUUCAUGCCUUGCUCGAUUUCGUCGAUGCAAAGCAGGCCACCGCUCAACAGCGGCCUUGUAGAGCGCAUCAACAGUCGCUAGCGUUUGGCUUGGAUCUUCUUGAAAAUAUGCUCACCUCACAUGCCACGCACUUUGGACGACACGCCGUCAGCAGCUCAUCCUUCAGGCGACUGGUCGAGCUUGCAAUGCAGCCGUUUGCCCUUGGAUCAAGAGGUAUUGCCUCUCUCUUUGCUCUUAUCAGCCACCUCGAUAAGCUCAAAGAUCCACGGCGGCCACUCAGUCCGUUCGGUGGUCCAGCUCUGACGAACAAGCUUGCAAGUUACAUCGAAUUCAUUCGCCAGAGCGAGAAGGCGCAUUGGCCUUCAGUCAACAUAGGAGUCGCACUCCUGCGCGCUCGCGGUCACCAUGUUACAUGGCAUGGCUCACCGCAAUUUGUCGCCAAUACCCGCCUUCGCGAUGCUCUCGGUCGGCAGGACUGCAACGAGAUGAAGACGGUCUUGCGUGCUCUGCAGCUGCCCGUGCCCGCGCGUAUCGCCAAAGCUGCAACAUCGCAACAGGUCGAAGCGCAGGCCGCAUGCUCCGCCAAUGCUUACAUCUUUGUGACGUAUUGCUCUAUUCUUGCACGCUACGGCAUCACCCAGGAAAAGACCAGCUUCGCAAGAGCUUUCUUGAGCGAUGUCAGAUCAGGGCAAUCUGUGUUCGCCAAAGAUGCUGCAAGGGCACAUGUCUUUGGGGCAGUCCUGACAGUCCUGAAGGAUCUGCCGGCUCUCUCACUCACGCUCAGCCUAUGGCAAGAGGCAAAGAAAGCAGAGAAGCUUUCAAGACUGACCGAUUCGCCAUGGAGCUUGCAUAUUUCCGGCUGGACACUCAUCCUGGCUGCCUAUGUAUCCACCCAGAAGCUCUUGAAAGCAUGGCGUAAACGACCCGCUGGUCCGAGGCCACCCGCCGAUGCAACACUGCACGGCUCGCGGUGGUUGGCCGAGUGGAGCACGGCGCGUCUGACGGAUGACACGACUGCCGCUGCCGAUCCUAUCUUCCUCAGUACCGCUCUCGAAUUGCUCGGCGGCGAGCUCGAUAUGACGGACAGAAGUGAUCACGCAACGAAGAUGAGAGAUGCCUGUCUCGAUCUCAUCCAAUUUGCUCAGCAGCAAGGACUCGUAGAGCGCGCUCUAGCCUCCGCUAAGUUCGAAGAGCAGUAUUAUGCUGCUCGAGCGCGGCUCAGAGCACUCGCAAAAACCUCACGCAAGUAGUCGCAUAGAGUUGUUGUUGCUUCAUACGAUCUUUGCUUCUGACACCAUCAUCUACUGGUCGUGCUUG